Chara braunii is the source of this 3735-nucleotide messenger RNA. The record is from the annotation of a GenBank genome assembly. NCBI's taxonomy places the organism in Eukaryota, Viridiplantae, Streptophyta, Charophyceae, Charales, Characeae.
GGAAUGGUCAAGAAUGACGUAAGGCAGACCCUCUAAACUUGACGAACUGCUUACCGAUCUAUCCCUUGUUACUCUUGUCAGGUUGGUUAGCAAAAAGAGGUGAAGAUGUCGGACGCUGAUGAAAUCGAGCGUGGCCCGGCCGCUACGCCUGAGGAUUUCGUCAAGGCACUCGAGAAAAGGGAGUUGGCACGACUUCAAGUGCCGAAAGUUAACAUCUUCCAUUUUAAUGGGGACGAAGUAUCGGAGUGGCUGGAGCUGCUGGAGCAGGUUACGGCCGAGGUGCCUGAGGCAGAUAAAUUCAAGUUCCUACCCAGAUACGUCUGGUGGGAAACUCGGCCCGAGGUAAUGAAGGUGGCUGCUGGAGCAGGAGGAGACUGGGCUAAGUUCAAGGCAGAAAUGCAGAGGCGGUUCAAGUUAGGGGAUGGCUUGUUAACGAAGACAAAUUUGAAGAUGUUACAGCGGGACGAGUUCUCCACGGUGGGAGCUUUCGCAACGACAUUUGAGAAGAUGGCCAAGAAAGUCCCCAGAUUGGCGGAAGAAGAACAAUGUGCCACUUUCCUGGGGCACUUUAAGAAUUGGGAGGCCUCGUCGCUAACCAAGAAGGCUGCGCCGGGAAAGAAGCUCACUUGGGCCGCGAUAAAGGAGGGCGUAAUAGAAGGAGAGCUGGACCAAGUAGGCAUCUUCCAAAUGCGACAGGCUAGGAAGAAAAGAAAGGCCUUGGAUGCCAUGACGAGCGGCGGGCGAGACUUUAAGAAACUCAUAGAAGAUGCAGUGGCCCAACUUGAUGCAGAGAAAGAGGCAAAAAGGAAAACUAUGGUGGCACCACAGACCCAAGGGAAGGCAAAAAAAGCAGUGGUGCAGGAGGGAGAAGAAGAGGAAGAGGAAGAGGAGCCUGAGCCACAAAAGUUAACCCAGGUUCAGAGAAAGGCAAGGAACUUGGCUCAAGGGGGGCAGGGCUCAGGAAAGGGGCAGAUCCCGCAAGCUGUAGCCAUGCCACCUCCUGAGUCGCCCAGCAGGGGAAACGAGGACUGGGCGGCCUCUGGAAGUGAAGGUGGUCAAGAAGGUGGAAGAGGCGCUGGCAGAGGGAGAGUAGACUGGAGAAAUGCCAUUUGCUGGCAUUGUGGGCAGAAAGGCCACUCUAUUAAGUUCAGCCACUUCAGGAGGAACGACAAGGACAAAGGUUUAAUUAGCACCAACUAUGAUGGAGACAUGUACGACAAGUGGGGGUACCACCUUGACCCCAAGAUUCCAGGCGGUACGAGGAAGGAAGCCCUGCGAAGGACUGAGGCCGGUGAGCCACCCACACCUCCAGCCAUGUUUCGGAUAUGGCAGGAGAAAGAGGUCCGUAGUGACGUCAGGGUGGAGGAGGUAGGAGAGAACGCAGAGGUGGAGCAAGAAAAGAAGUCGGGCACCACUAAGAUAGAACGGAUCACAGUGGAGUCCGACGAUGAGAUUGAGGAAGAUUGCUGGAACAGGCCGCUGCAUGCUGAGACAGGGGAAGAUUAUUGGAGAACGGUCCGACAGACAAUGGAGAGAAUGGAGGACCCGAUAGACAAAGUCGGGAGAUACCAACARAAGCUGRCUGAUAUGUGCAAAGAAGUCAAGGGGUGGCAAGGGAACAAGAACAKGGYGGACGGGCURAGUCGAGUCGACUGGGACAAAAACCAUCAGGGAGUGAUCGAGGAUACUCCACCAGUCGACAGAGUUUUGGACAGCGAGGAGGAUGUGAGACUUCACAUCAACUCCUGGGCAUUGGCCGUGGGUAAGUACGUUACUCCUGGGCGACCUAUAUGGCUUGCGCCUCCGGGACAUGUACGACGRSCAGACUUGGUCCUCAAACCCUAUAUUGAAGAAGAUUCUUGGGGAAUGUCGGGCGUAGGUUGGAUGAUGGAGCUSGCCYUARCAGGCAAGUACGAGCUGCAGGAAGACCCGCUUACAAUUGAAAAUGGGGCGCUACAGGURGGUAAGYACGAGAAGAUGAUAGGUGGGGUGUACCUGYUGGCAAAUGCGCUGCUUCAGGAAGAGACGGUCAGAAAUACGGUACUAGACCAGGAAGAGGAGAUAGAGUCGGGAGAAGGUGACAAUGUCCUCCACGAGAGGGAGGAUGAUGACUUUGAAGAGGGGGAGAUCAAGGAAGCGUUUCGAGCAGAGGAAUUCGUGAUGGAUAGAGGGUCCGAGUUCACAUGUGCAGAAGUGAAGGCUCUUUUGAAGAAGUAUGGGGUAAUCGCUGAGUACACUACUGCAGCGCACCCUCAGGCCAACGCACCUGUGGAGAGGGGGCAUAGCACCAUCACAAAUCUUCUUGCCAAGUGGACCGAUGGCAGACCCAACCAAUGGCCAAACUUUCUAAGGGUCGCGUUUUUCGUGGAUAACAUCACUAUCAGGAGGAGCACUGACUAUGCACCUGCUACGCUAUGGUACAGCAGGCAUGCGAUAUUUCCCAUUGAAAGCUUCCUGAAAACUUGGAGGCGACAGGACCUUGAGACUGAUCUGACCUCUGAGGAACUGCUGAAUUUGAGGGCACGACAGAUCGGCGCUAAUGAGGACAGGAUUGAGGAGGCAGCAAGUAGAACCGCGGACAACCGUACCAAGGACAAGUUCCGGUGGGACAAGAUGGCAAGAGUGAGAAAGGAGUCUCUCAAGGUGGGAGAUGUUGUACAAUUGUAUGACUCAUCCCUGGAAAAGCAGUGGUCUCGAAAGUUGGACAUGAGGUGGCUGGGACCGUAUAGGGUCACCAGGUGUGGAGAACACGGAGCGUAUCAAAUUAAGGAGCUAAAUGGGAGGACAUGGAAGGAUUGGGUGUCAGGCUCGAGGCUGAAGAAGUUUGUGGCUCGAGACGAGGCAAGUGAGAGGAGAGGUGUGGAAAAAAGGAGAAGGGAACCUGAGACAGAGGCAAGGGGAACCUUUGAGCAGGGCGCGUCACCAGGGGCUCAGAGAGAGGAAAGGGGAAUCUUUGAGCAGGACACAUUGUCAGAGGCUCAGAGGGAGGAGAGGAGGAAGGAACACAAGUCCCACAGGCACGAGAGGGCUGAGGGAGUAGGGGGUUCAGGCGCACCUUCGCAGCCUGAUCAGAGGGAGGUGGAUCACCCUAUGGCAGGUAUKGAGCYGGACAGGCUUCAGGAGCCGCACGUGCAGGAACAGAGAGAGGUUCAGUCUGUUGAGGAGAAGGAGUUGGAUWGGAAAAAGAGAGCAACAAGGGAGCAGAAAAUCAGAACCCAGCUCACGAUGAAGAACCUGGCAGACCUGCAUGAGAGGAUGCAGCAAGGAAAGRCACCUGAUAAGAUGGAGGACAGAAAGGGUGAAGGUACUUGCACUCAGGAAGAGGACCCACCUCUGUUUUCAGAGGUCUGGUUGGGCUUSRACAAGUUGAUGGAUGCCGCGGGGAGAUCUGGAGGACACCACCASGAGAUGGRAGUCAAGUUGGUCUCCACAKACCUACUUAACCUCAAGGGUGUGAUGAAGGAAGAAUUCCCUGCAGCAAAGKCCUCAGAUCAGAGGAUUGGGRACAGGAUGACGAAGGUGGCACGAAAGGCUUAUAGCCAGAGAGUGGACUGGGAAAGAGAAGCUGAGGACCUGAAGAGGGAGCUGGGAAGACAGGGCAAAGAGUUGGCAGCAGUAAAGGCGGACAUGGAGAGAGUUGCUGUGCUAUCACUUGAGAGCCUGAUCUGAUCAGGCUAUUCCUUCAGAGGGAUUAUUCCUCUGUUAUCACUGAUAACAGGUCGGUUGCUGAUUCGU